Messenger RNA from Egretta garzetta (little egret), 4994 nucleotides. RefSeq names its product peroxisomal membrane protein 4 (gene PXMP4). The record is from RefSeq and is a predicted model, not a curated record. Gene Ontology annotation, cellular component: peroxisomal membrane. Lineage: Eukaryota; Metazoa; Chordata; Aves; Pelecaniformes; Ardeidae. The transcript has 4 exons. The coding region runs from base 1 to 570 and encodes 189 amino acids.
AUGAAACGCAAUACAAAAAGUGAGAUAUCUAUUCACUUUUGCAGCUAUGGAGCAAAAAUCCGUGCCCCACAUGCCCUGGUGAUGACUUUCCUGUUCAAGAGUGGAAGUUUAAGAGAGAAAUUGAAAUCGAUUGCUCAGGCUACGUACACUCAUUCCCGGAACUUGGCAUAUUUUGUGUUCACCUACAAGGGGCUGAUGGCGUUGCAGUCCCGACUACAGGGGAAAAAAAUUCCAUUUCAUUCUUUCUUUGCAGCCUGCAUUGGAGGUUGGCUAGUGUUCGGUGAGAACAACCCCAUCAACAGCCAGAUCAUUAUGUACCUGCUGUCUCGUAUCCUGUUCGGCUUGUCUCGGCUGGCAGUGGAAAAGGGCUACGUCCCACAGCCAAAGCAGGAUCCCUUUCCACUGGUCGCUGCUCUGAUAUGGGGAACGGUUCUCUGGCUCUUUGAAUACCACCGGCAAACUCUGCAGCCUUCUCUGCAGUCCUCCAUGACCUACCUGUAUGAUGAUAGUAAUGUAUGGCAUGACAUUUCUGAUUUUCUCAUUUAUAACAAAAGGACAGACAGCAAGUAGGUGGUUUACCGUAAAACACUUUUGAAUGGGAUGAUGCCUUCCAGCAGCUAAGGGAAAAGGUUGUUCCUUUGUUCUUGACUGGUGGUUUGUUGUUUGUUUUUUUUUUUUUUUUUAAAUUAACAUCUGUCAAGCACAGUUGCUUCUUGUGUCCUGGCCAAAAUGUUCUGAUUAGUCUUCUCUUGGCUCUGUUUAGAGCAAGUAAAUACCCCACAGAAAUUUGUUGCAGUCCUCGGUGAGAGUAAAAUGCCUUGGGAAUCUUGAGUUAAAAUAAGUCUCUUUAAAAAAAAGGCCUUAUUUGCCCUACAAGUAUGUGCUUUUAUUUUUUAAAGAAACUAAAUAUACCUAUAAAAUGUCACCCUGACAGUAAGUGGGGAGUAUGUCUAAUUGUGGAAAAAAUGUUCUAGGGAUUGUCUGAAUGCUCACAAGACAGAAGCAUUUUUCUGUGCUACUUGUGCUUGCUGUAGCAUGGUGGGAGUGGGGGACCUGCUCGGGUCUGAAAGCGGGGGCAUAAUUCCUUGAUUUCUGUGGAUGACUGGAAAUCUUGUUUAAACUAUUACAAGGACAGGUGUGCGCUCCUUAAAAGAGUUUCUCUGCAGUUUUCCCUCAGGGAGACAGUAAGGUGUUUGAGAAUAAAACUGUUAAGAUGUCUAGUACAAGCCUGUUAAAAGUGGGCUCAGAAGGACUGGUUUUGCUCGGUUUCUUUCAUGCACUUGAGCUGCAUCUGUCCCUCUGCAGAGUGCGCUGAUUAAUACCCUGUCAUUAUUUUCAACUUAUUUGUAAAGUUUUUAAAAGCUGCUUGAACUAAAUACCAAAAACAGUUACGCAACUUAGACUGCUUUGGAAACAGGCUGAGGCACAUCGCACGCCCUCAGAUAUCACACUGGGUACUUUAUACGUAGAAGCAGGCAACACUUUUAACAAGCACUUUUAUUUUGGUGGAAGAUAAGCACAUGGGUUUCUCUUGGGUCCGGAAUCUACCCUCCACAGCAGUGGCAUGUGUUUUGGCUGUAAUCAGACUUGACUAUAUGUGUAGGCUUGUUGCUGAGCCAGGUUGAGGCCACGGGGUGAAUAGAUGAGGGAAUCUUCCUCUUAAAAAUACACUGCUGAGCCCCAGGAAUAGUGCCGCACACACUGGGCUUUGACAGAAGAUUGACUAGGUAGCUGAGAAAGAACAAAAAACACUUUAAUAAAAUCAAACUGUUAAUAGUACAAACUACUUACCCUGCCGUAUAACACUAUACCAUUCACUUAAUGAUGUACUUUAAAAUAUUUCCUGACACACUGGUUUUAUGUGGUGAUAUCGCAAGAGAGUCAUUAAGCACCCUCUGCUAACCAUUCCCUUUUGUCUCAGUCAGGACUCUUCUAUUUGCACCUUUUAAACCUCUCGUUUAAAAAAAAGGUUAGUUUUCUGUGUACCCAUCCACUUUUCCAUCCUGACCUGACCUUGUUAUUUCAUAAUCCCACCGAUGCUGUUCUUCAUAGUCUUUUGCCGUCUCUUUACUCUCUGGGCUCUAGCAGUUUGUCGUAUUUAGUGGUCUGACCAAAACAGUACCUUGAAGUUCAUGUUGCUUCUGAGCAGAAAACAAUUCUUGAUUUCUUCUUAAGUCAUUUUUCCUUGUCCUCCUAAGCUCUUUUAUUACUGUUAUGCAUCUUAUGAGUGCUGCUUUGCUCUUUAUUUUUUCCACUCUCUGUGUCAGCAAGCGGGAGAGUUAGAUGUUCCCUGCCCCCCCUCCCCCCUCCCAGCUUGUCUGACACUGUGGAGUUUGGGGUUGAAUCGCAUCCUGAGUGUCUCAAGGUUAAGUAGGAAUAGAGUCUUCUGGCUCUUGAGCUGAAUGCAGUGCUGAAUCUAACUACGUUCAUGGUGAGAUCUUGCAGUGUAGAGGCAGAAGCUUCUUUGUGCUCAUCCUAUGCAAAUCUGUGACGUAGUCAUCUUUGGUGCCCAGAAGCCAAGAUGCUGCUUUGCCAUAAUAACUGCCCACAGUACUUUCAACUUUUAGCAUCACCUGCUAUUACGGUCUGCACCGGAUACUUGAGUUUGAAGAGCAAUUGGUAUUUAAUGGGACAGACCCCAGGAAAGCAACAGAAGCUAGGAAUUGGUUUUAUUUCUUUGUAGUUAGAUAUUUUGUUUGGUGUAGAUGAGCUUAAAGAUUCGAGUACAGAAAAAAAUACCAAAGCUGCAGGUGAGGUCUGAUUUCUUCAUAAACAUCGUGUCUUUAUUUGCUCCAGUGCUGGAUAUCUGAAGCAGCACGAGUGCAGCACUCUAUUUUUGUCAGAAACCUCAAUAUAUUGUUCAAAUAAGAAUGUUAAUUUUCUAAUACUGCUGAAUUCCUACAAGCUUUGAUGGGAUUUCAGAAACCCCUUCCAGAAUCUGACAGCCAUGGCUUGAGAAUUUCUCCCUGGAACUAUUAGACUUGCAAAUCCUUGACCGUGUAUAAUUAUUGUAGCAAAAGAUGGUGCAGGCUGAUUAUGUGAACUGGGUGUCUGUAAGAAGUUUUUAACCUUUUUAAUUUAUAACUAGCAUUCCUUUCUCUGAGAAAGGCUUGCGGCUUCCUUAAAGGCAAAAUAAUUUUCUUCUGCUAGUAGUUCUGCUGCUGCAACCGUAUGGCUGCUUGUGAAGGGCUUCCCUGGCCAUAUGAAGGACAAGUGACCUGUCCUGUCCUUAAGCUACUGUAAUGUCUCUGUCCUCUCUAGAUGGCAAAAACGAGCCAAUAGCAAGUUUCCAGUAUCAGCCUGGCAGCAGUGUCCGCCAGCCGUCCGUGGUUCAGAACACCCUUUUUCUCUUGGGAAUCUAUCACCAACCUCACUUGCAAAGCAAAUAGCGCCCGAGCCUCAAGCCAUCUGCACUCCUGAUCCAGGAACCAGCUGCCGUCCUGGAAGACAAACUGCAGCUCGUCCCAGGAGCGAGUCCCGUGGAGCAGCAGCCUUUAGCCGGGCGUUUGCGGACGGUUGGUUUUCCCGCUGCGCUGGGGCAGGACGUUAAGCUGCAAGUCAUUUUAACCCCCCCCACCCCCCCCCCAGGGAAGUAAUUGGAACAGUUAUUUAACGGCAUUAGUCCACAUUGCUGUUUCUGUGACCAGAUAGCUGGGGAUGAACCCCUUAUGCUAUCGAGGUGUUGGAACAAUGCAGGCGUGUAGUAAGGAAGUGAACUAGAAGUAAUUUGUCUGAGUCAGACUUUUCGGAUACAUAAGUUACACUCCCUGCCCUCCCCCCGUGCAUUGUGUGGGGAAUUGAGUCCACUGUUUGUGUUCCUUUUUUAUUAGCAUUAAAACCAAGAGAAAUAAAAGAGACAGUUGGGAAGCCACCUGCGAAUCAGUCAAAUGCUUAAGAAUCACAAAGAAGUGCCAUUCUCUCCCCCCAGCCCUGAUUGGUUUUGAAUUUUAAGACGAACAUGGCUUUGUUUGUGUACAUCAACUUUAUUUUACCUUGUUAUUUCUUCCUCAGCACCUGACUGUGAGAUGCUGAGCACCUCUGAAGAAGAGGAGGGUGUCUCAAUGCUUAGCUCAGUUUGUCAAAAAUUAGGUUUUCUGGAUAAAAUUGAAGUGUACAUUUUAAAAUGAUGCUUCUCCUUCAGAUAUUAAGCCUCUCUCAGAGGCAAUUUUAAAGGUUAAUGAAUCAAACCGAUCAAAAGUUUUCAGCAAGCCUUGAAGAGCAGACUGACUGCACUGAGCUAUUAAUCAUUUAUUUUAUGAAGGAACAAAGCAAGCUCAGGGUUAUUUACUGACGCUGCAUGCUGCCCUGGCAUACCCACUGUGCUUCACUUCUCUUUGGAGGACAGCUUGUAUGCUAGUGCUGGCUGCCAGGAUUGCUGAAGAACCAUUUCCGGGACAAUUGCAUUAUUUAACAAAGGUGAAAAUUAAAUGGGUGCAUGACAUUUGGUUUAGAUGAGGUUUUCUGUACCAUGCUUGAUCCUUUCAGUUAAGGGCAGGAUAUUUCUGAAAGAAAAACUCGUGCUUGGCCACUUAGUGCCACAGAGAAGUGCUUAUGGAGGUUGCGGCCGCUGUAAGGUGCAAACCCGUGUUGGCAGCGUGACAGCGUGCUUUGUCCCGGGCACCCUCCAUGUAUCGGGGCAAUAACCACCCCUGCUCUGGUCAGCUGGGUCAGGAGGGAGAGGCUGGAGAAGAGCUUUGACACUGGUGCCUCAAGGCUUUCUUGUCCUGGUAGAGCAAUUCAAGCUCUGUUUUAAACAGAGCUGCGUGGAGGGUAGAAGUGGAGGGCUGAUCUCUGGCUGCGGAAGUAGACCAAACCCAGGUGUGUGUGGGAACUUUCUGUGCACGCAGAGGGUCCCUUGUGCAUGUGAAGCUCUGCAGCCAGCAGGGAGCUGUUGUGGAUGGCUGAUGCUAGUGGAGUUGCAUGGCAGAAAAGGAGCUGGGGUGUUGGUCAACAGCUGUCUGAAUGUGAGCCAGCAGUGUGCCCGAGUGGCCAAG